This is a messenger RNA of Daucus carota subsp. sativus, 5986 nucleotides long. RefSeq lists its product as uncharacterized. The coding region runs from base 714 to 5699 and encodes 1661 amino acids. Gene Ontology annotation, biological process: recognition of pollen; protein phosphorylation. Lineage: Eukaryota; Viridiplantae; Streptophyta; Magnoliopsida; Apiales; Apiaceae. The transcript has 14 exons. Gene Ontology annotation, molecular function: protein serine/threonine kinase activity; ATP binding. The record is from RefSeq and is a predicted model, not a curated record.
GAAAAUUUAAUAAUUUUAUAUAAGAUUAAAAAAACGUGUAUUUCGGUUCAGUCAACAGUUAUUUGAAAUUAAGCAUCAUGUGUGACACGUAAAAGAGACGAGAAAGAAAAUGCCAGACGCAAUAGUUGAAAGUCUUUCCAAUUAGGUUGUCAUAGCUCACAACAGCUUGACAACCAUUUAGCCCUUUUCCAAGAAACACUCAAAUUUUGGAAAUCAAACCCAUGACUCUUUAUUUGCUGACAACUUCUGAAAUGACUAAAAUUUCCACAAACAAAUUGCCUUCAGCCCUGCACUACUUUCAUAAAAACGGUCCACGUAACUUAUUUCUAGUAAGAAGAGAAGUCAGAUUUUUAGACUUUCUUUUGAGUACACAUUACUGGGCACUUGUCUCCGGAAGUCGAUUGCCAAGGACGUUUUAACCGGCAUCCAAUUUAUGGACCGUUGGAUGAAUAUCCAGCUGCCUGGAUUAUAACAUUUUUUAAUAUGUAUAGUGCUUUUUAAAAGCUGGACGGGGUCAUUUUACAUGUCCAAUGGUUAAAAACACUCAACAUAUUAAAAUUUUGUUAUAAUUCUGACCGCUGAAUAUUUAUCCUGGCAAUCGACUGCUAGGAGGACCAGUGACCUACAUUACUUUACAGCUUAGUAUAUACUCCAUUACUAAAGGAGUAAAUAGAUAACCUUAAAUUCCAUUACCAAAGAAGUGUUACAAUGCAAUGAAGUUAACAGCCAUCAUCUUGUUUUGCUCCACUUUUCUCUCUACCUUAGUUAACUCCCUGGCAGUUAAUGCUAUAACACCAAACCAGCCUCUUAAAGAUGGUGAAACCAUCGUAUCAGCUGGAGGAGAAUUCCAGCUUGGAUUUUUCAGUCCAGGCAGUUCAACGAAUCGAUAUCUGGGCAUCUGGUUCAAGAAAAUAUCAAAUGAAACGGUUGUGUGGGUGGCUAACAGAGAGACUCCACUUAAAAACACCUCAGGCUUGGUGAGGGUGAGUGGAAAUGGAAUUACACUGCAAACAGUUAAUGGUAGUGAUGGGGUGAUUUGGUCAGCAAAUACGUCUAAAGCCUUGAAGAAUCCUUGUGUGCAACUAUUAGAUACAGGGAAUUUGGUUCUGAAGGAUGAAGAUAGUGAUAUCAAGAACGAAGAAGAUUUUAGUUGGCAGAGCUUUGAUUACCCUGGAGACACUCAGCUACCUGGCAUGAAGUCUGGAAUAGACCUGGUAACCGGUAUAAACAGGUCCUUUACAUCCUGGAAAAGUGUUGAUGAUCCGUCCCUAGGAAGUUUUGCCUACGAACUUGAUUAUAAUGGUUUGCCACAACUUCUUUUGUGGAAAGAUUCAGUUAUUUGGUCGAGGAUUGGGCCAUGGAUUGGUUACAAAUUCGGGGGCAUCCCAAAUUAUAUCCCGAGUGAAUUUUAUAGAUACACGUUUGUUUUUAAUGAGAGGGAGAUCUAUAGUAAGUUUGAUGCUAUCAGUAAAUCUUCUCCUAUCCUGAGAACGGUGCUAUCACCGAGUGGAGUGACAGACGUUUUCCAGUGGGAUGAUCAAGAUCAAAUUUGGAAGACUUACAUCAGUUAUCAUGUCACUGACUGUGAACGUUAUGGACAGUGUGGUGCUUAUGGAAUAUGUUACAUAAACAAAUCACCAAGAUGUGAAUGCUUGCAAGGAUUUGUUCCAAAAUUCCCAGAGAAGUGGAAUUCAGUAGAUUGGUCUGAUGGAUGUGUCCGCAGAAAUAAAUUAGUUUGUGGGACUGAGGAGGGGUUUUUAAGAUAUUCGGGUGUGAAGUUGCCAGACACACAUCACACAUGGUAUAACUUGACAAUUGAUCUUCGAGAAUGUGAGAGGUUGUGCUUGGAAAAUUGUUCUUGUACAGCUUACGCAAAUGCAGAUUUCAGGAACGGUGGACAUGGAUGUAUCUUAUGGUUCAAACCCCUCAUGGAUAUUAGUGACUAUAAAGAAGAUGGAGCAGAAAUAUAUGUAAGAAUGCCAUCUUCUGAAUUAGUGAAAAUACGGAGAUCCAGAGUAAAGAAGAAAAUAGUGAUCAUUAUAGUUACUGGAGUAACAACAUUAGUACUACUUGGGGCAAUAUUCUGUCUAGUAUUAAAGAAGAGAAAGCGGCAGACAGAAGAAAACUCAAGACCAAGUUCUGAAGGUGCUUCCAAAAUUGGGAGCGAAGAUAUCGAGUUGCCACUAUUUGAAUUUGAAGGAGUUGCGAAGGCCACAAGUGACUUCUCCCACCACAACAAACUUGGACAUGGUGGCUAUGGACCUGUGUACAAGGGCAUGUUAGAUGAUGGACGAGAAAUAGCAGUGAAAAGACUUUCAAGCAAUUCAGGUCAAGGACUAGAUGAGUUCAAAAAUGAGGUUUCAUUUAUCGCCAAACUUCAACAUAGAAAUCUUGUGACACUUCUUGGUUGCUGCAUAGAGAAAGGAGAAAGGAUUUUGAUCUACGAAUAUAUGGCUAACAAAAGCCUAGAUUCAUUCAUUUCUGAUGAAAAAAUAAAAAACGCAAUGGACUGGCAGAAACGAUACAACAUAAUAAAUGGUAUCGCUAGGGGACUUCUGUAUCUUCAUGAAGAUUCAAAGCUAAGAAUCAUACAUAGAGAUCUCAAGGCAAGUAACAUUCUACUUGAUCAUGAGAUGAAUCCAAAGAUUUCAGAUUUUGGCAUGGCAAGAAGUUUUGGAGCAAAUGAAACUGAAGCAAAAACAGCAAGAGUUGUUGGGACUUAUGGUUACAUGUCCCCCGAGUACGCUAUUGACGGGCAAUUCUCUGUUAAGUCUGAUGUAUAUAGCUUUGGCGUUUUACUGAUAGAGAUAAUUACUGGAAAGAAAAACAGAUACUUCUGUCAUCCUGAUCACAGCUUAAACCUUCUAGGUCAUGCAUGGAAAUGUUACAACGAAGACAAACUUUUGCUAUUACUCGAUGAUAUGAUCUUGGAGUCAUGUAACCAGAGUGAAGCUUUACGACUUAUCCAAAUCGGAUUAUUGUGCGUUCAAAACGAUCCAAAGGACAGGCCAGCUAUGUCACAAGUGGUUUUCAUGCUGAGCAGUAAUAUGAAACUACCUCAACCUAAGCAACCUGGGUUUUUCAUGGAGAGAUUUUUGUUUGAAUCAGAUCACAGUUUGACCAAUCCAACUGCAUCACCGUCUGAAUUAACAAUUACUGCUCUCCUACCUCGAGAAUUUAAAGGAGUGUACAAAACAAUGCAGUUAACUGACAUAAUUUUGUUGUGGUCUUUCUCAUGGUUCACCGUAGUUAAUUCCAUGGCAGUUGACACCAUCAGUUCAAAUCAGACCAUUAAAGAUGGUGAAACCAUUGUAUCAGCAGGUGGAGAAUUCGAGCUUGGAUUUUUCAGCCCAGGCAGUUCAACAAAUCGAUAUCUGGGGAUAUGGUACAAGAAGAUAUCACAUGGAACGGUUGUGUGGGUGGCUAAUAGAGAAACUCCACUUAAUAACUCCUUCGGUAUGGUGAGGGUGAGUGGAAAUGGAAUUACACUGCAAACAGUUAAUGGUAGCGAUGGGCUGAUUUGGUCUGCAAAUACAUCUAAAUCUUUAAAGAACCCUUCUCUACAGCUACUAGAUACAGGGAAUUUGGUUUUAUGGGAUGAAGAUCAUAAUAUCAAUGACUCAGAAGAUUUCAUCUGGCAGAGCUUUGAUCAUCCUGGAGACACUCAGCUACCUGGCAUGAAGUUUGGAAUAGACCUGGUAACUGGUAUAAACAGGUACUAUACAUCUUGGAAAAGUGCUAAUGAUCCAUCCCUGGGUAAUUUCACCUACAAACUUGAUUCUAAUGGUUUUCCACAAUUUAUUUUGCGGAAAGAUUCAGUUAUUUGGUCGAGGUUUGGACCAUGGAUUGGUCCCGCAUACAGUGGCAUUCCUAAUUAUUACCAGAGCGGAUAUUAUAAAUACACGUUUGUUUCCGAUGGAAGGGAAAUAUAUAGUCAGUUUGAUCUCAUCAAUAAAACGCCUGCUAUUAUGAGGGUCGUACUGACUCCAACUGGAGAAGCAAAAAUUCUUAUGUGGAAUAAUCAACAACAAAUUUGGGAGGUAAACCUUGCUCAACAGUUCACAGACUGUGAUAAUUAUGGUUCGUGUGGUGCUUAUGGAAUAUGUAAUAUAAACAAAACACCAAGAUGUGAAUGCUUACGAGGAUUUGUUCCAAAAUUCCCAAAACAGUGGGAAGCAGCAGACUGGUCUAAUGGAUGCGUCCACAGAACUAAUCUGGUAUGUGGGACUGAAGAGGAUUUUGUGAAAUAUUCAAGUGUAAAGUUGCCAGACACACGUCACUCGUGGUAUAACAUGACAAUCAAUCUUCAAGAAUGUGAGGAACUGUGCUUGAAAAAUUGUUCUUGUACAGCUUAUGCAAAUGCAGAUGUCAGAAGCGGGGGGCAUGGAUGUGUCUUAUGGUUUACAGGCCUUAUUGAUAUCAGAGACAACAUAGAAGGUGGACAAGAUAUUUAUGUAAGGAUACCAUCAUCAGAAUUAGGAAAAAGUGGAAGAUCCAAAACAAAGAGAAAAAUAAAGGUCUUUGUCAUUGCUGGUGUAUCAACAUUAGUACUAUUUCUAGUACUAACAUUAGGACUAUUUUGCAUGACAUCCCUCUACAUAGCAUGUAGGAAGAGAAAACGGCAGUUACAAGAAAACUUGAGGUUAAGUUCUGGAAUUGUUGCCUGGAACAAAAUUGAAGGUGAAGAUAUGGAGUUGCCGUUAUUUGAAUUUGAGAGCAUUGCAAAUGCUACAAGUAACUUCUCAAACGACAACAAACUUGGACAUGGUGGCUAUGGACCCGUCUACAAGGGCAUGUUGGAUGAUGGACAGGAAAUAGCUGUGAAAAGACUUUCAAGCAAUUCAAGCCAGGGACUAGAUGAGUUCAAAAAUGAAGUUUCAUUUAUCUCCAAACUUCAGCAUAGAAAUCUUGUUGCGCUUCUUGGUUGCUGCAUAGACAAAGGAGAAAGGAUUUUGAUCUACGAAUACAUGCCUAACAAAAGCCUAGAUUUGUUCAUUUUUGAUGAAGAAUUAAGAAACACGAUGGACUGGCAGAAACGAUACAACAUUAUAAAUGGUAUCGCUAGGGGACUUCUGUAUCUUCAUGAAGAUUCAAAGCUAAGAAUCAUACACAGAGAUCUCAAGGCAAGUAACAUUCUACUUGAUCAUGAGAUGAAUCCAAAGAUUUCAGACUUUGGCAUGGCAAGAAGUUUUAAAGCAAAUGAAACUGAAGCAAAUACAUCACGAGUUGUUGGGACUUAUGGUUACAUGUCCCCCGAGUAUGCUAUUGACGGACAAUUCUCUGUUAAAUCUGAUGUAUAUAGCUUCGGUGUUUUACUGAUAGAGAUAGUCAGUGGAAUGAAAAACAGAUUAUUCUUUCAUCCUGGUCACAGCUUAAACCUUCUCGGUCAUGCAUGGAUAUCUUACAAUGAAGAGAAACUUCUGCAAUUAAUCGAUGAUAUGAUUGUGGAGUCAUGUGACCAGACUGAAGCUCUACGACUUAUCCAAAUCGGAUUAUUGUGCGUUCAGCACGAUCCAAAGGACAGGCCAGCUAUGUCAGAGGUGGUUUUCAUGCUAAGCAAUAAUACGAAACUGGCUCAACCUAAGCAGCCGGGAUUUUUCAUGGAGAGGUUUUUGUUUGAAGUAGACAGUAUAAGCAACCCAAACACUAAGUCUUCAUCAAAUGAAUUAACAAUUACUGCUCUCCUAGCUCGAGAAUAGUCUAGUUGUGUCUUGGAUUGCGAUUAGAGACUCAUUAUCUUGGUCUAUAAAACCAACGACCACUGAAUCAUUGUUGACAUGCAGCAACAAUCUGUAGCUGCAUAGUUCAUUUGUACUUUAGUAGAUUGUACUUCUACCGUUUAAUAUAGUUAAUUCUGUCUUGUGUUGAUAAGCAUCGAGAUUAAAGUAUUGCUUCUCGAAAGUUUGGUGAUUUUGUUUGAUGUUAGCACUUUGAUAUAACUUGUUUAUAAUUAUGGGUUGGGAAGCUAGCUCAGUGUGUGUUCUAU